This is a messenger RNA of Manduca sexta (tobacco hornworm), 376 nucleotides long. It is a transcript of the gene RpL29, whose product is annotated as 60S ribosomal protein L29. Gene Ontology annotation, molecular function: structural constituent of ribosome. The transcript has 4 exons. Gene Ontology annotation, biological process: cytoplasmic translation. NCBI's taxonomy places the organism in Eukaryota, Metazoa, Arthropoda, Insecta, Lepidoptera, Sphingidae. The record is from RefSeq and is a predicted model, not a curated record. Gene Ontology annotation, cellular component: cytosolic large ribosomal subunit; ribosome. The coding region runs from base 116 to 337 and encodes 73 amino acids.
AUAUUGAUCUUGAAAUGUCAACAACUGUCAUUGUCAAUCUGCCUGCGUCAACUGUCAACAAAACUGUCCUUUUCUCUCUUUCCCUCUGCCGACUUGAGGAUAAAAUUAUUACAAAAUGGCAAAGUCAAAGAACCACACAAAUCAUAACCAAAACCGCAAGGCUCACAGAAAUGGUAUCAAAAAGCCUACGAAGGUCAGGCACGAGUCUACUCUUGGGAUGGACCCCAAAUUCUUGAGGAACCAGAGGUUCUCCAAGAAAGGUAAUCUGAAGCCAGCUAAGCAGCUGGCGCGGGCUGCCGAGAGGAAGGCUGUAAGAGAAGCCAAGGCCAAGAAAUGAACAUCUAGUUUAUAAGGAAUUAAAAAAAACUAAAAUCUA